Porites lobata is the source of this 11361-nucleotide messenger RNA. Lineage: Eukaryota; Metazoa; Cnidaria; Anthozoa; Scleractinia; Poritidae. The record is from the annotation of a GenBank genome assembly.
AACACAUUCAAGAGAUAAUUCAAUUGAUAAUUGUGAAGCUACAUAACUAAUGAACCGCAAAAUACCUUUGCCACUUCGCAAUACGAGUGUAUACUGAAUACUUGUUUCGAAGAAGUUUAGCCGCAUAUUUCUAAUCACGACUGAUCAAAACAGCAACAGUGAAUGAUGUCAGGUCGACAAGGUAGGUUAAGAUGGGGUUAUGUCACGGUAGUAACAGAAUAAGAUCCUCUUUGUGAUAGUCGAAACAUAAAUACACGUACUUCUCUCCGUUAAUGACGGUUGUUUCGGGUUAUCGAUCGCUGCUGGAGCUAUCCUUUUCUUUCGAUCUAACAAAAGUUACCCUAUGACUACUAAACAAUCGAAUCAACGCUGCAGAAUGUAAUUUCAACUAUCUCUCGCCCGACCAAAUGCCUUGCACGUCCUUUGCUUACACUCGCAAUAUUUAAAAAACAAUUUGAUUUAGUCUUUGACGUGCUCUCAACCGGAACAUGGGUUGGAUGAGGAAGAAACGUGCUGCAAGAUCUCAACGAUCCAACUUCUGAUUGACCCCGCGACAAAAUCAUUUAUGGGUAUUGGGAUUUCUCGCGUCAGUAUGUUAAAACUGCGAAAAGCCCAAGGGCUGCAAUAUCUUUUAUGCGUUUCGAUACUGAGAAAUAUGGACGGCGGCCUUCUUUUGUUAACCUCCUAAAGCAAUUAAAGUCAAGCGAAGGUUGUAUCACUGAGUUUAAAUCUCACCCAAUAGUUAUGUUCACACGGACUUCACUGAAAUCAUAGUUGAUAAUUAUGCUGAAAUUAGGCAAGUAAAACAAACCAAUCAAUACCUUGAAUGUCAUGCCAAAGAAGAUACAUGAUAUUGUCAUUGAUAAAAUGACCAGCUCUUAUGGCAUUCCUGAGCCGAAAAUAGCGUCUUCAAGAGCGUUAAGUUGAAAAACGCGUUGCAGGAGAGAAACUGACCACCAUGGUGUUAAAUAUUGGUACACGUGGAAUCGACUUUCAGAUGGUUACUUAUAAAACUACCCAAUCAUUAUGGAUAUGUUACUGGCCGAGCUAGUAUCCCAUCCCAAUCAUGUUUUUACUAAAUGGCAUUUCUUAUCAAUUCCAAGAGUCAAUCGAGUUCUAAAAGUAGAAAUCCACGGCGUAACAUGAAGGGUCACCUAAAUAAAUCAUUAUAUCUUUCAUCUGAAGUGCUUAAAACUUUUUAACAGUUCACCAUCACUCAGGAUAUUUCUAAGCCGUCAUAUCAGUCGUUUACUUCGGCCUUGCUUGACGUUUCAAACAUCACGUCGACUAUUUGAAUAGUUCGUAGGAAACGGAAUCGUUCGGUUAGCUUUAAAAAAAUAGUAGAAGUUAACCGCGUUAAUCUAAAACAUGUAAAAAAUGUAAUGUCUUCGACACAACUAAAUCUUUUUUUUUCUCAAUAGCUCAACGGCCUACUGUUCGUACCUGCGCACUGUAAAAGAGCUAUAUACAAAAUAUAUAACAGGAAUAACAAUACCCUGAUGACCUUCUUGUUAGACAAUGUGGGCAAACUGACAGCCGUACACGCUGUUGAUCGUGAAAUAAUUCAAAAACUUCUUAAGCGACCUGACAGUAUCAAAUUUACUUCCUGUUUUGCAAACCAGCACACUAGUCAAACCGCGCGGACCCUGCUUCAGUCUUUACUUUCAGUCCUCUUCCCUUACUUACUUCUGUUUUCUCUGAUGGGCCUCACGUCCGCACUGAUCUGGCAAUUUAUAAGUGCUACAUUAAAAUGCUCCACUUCGGACAAUGUUUGUGUGGAUGUGUUUUAAGUGUUUCACUGCAAGGUGGUUUAGUGUGCACACAAGGCCGCAAAUUCUUCAGUUACCAAUGAACUUUUUAUCAAACGAAAACGGACGUUUUAUAAGCGAGUCAGUGGGAAGGAAACUGGUGGUUAAAACUGCAAAACAUUUAAGAACUGUUUUAUUAGUCCGGAACCCCCUGACUAAGACAGUUCUUAAAUUAGACGUUGCAGCCGGCGGCUGACUGCUAGCCAGUCCGCAGGGUAAAGUCACGUUUCAACCCAACUAACUGAUUUCAUUUGAUAAUAUAGAGGGUCACUAUCGCGAGAAAACAUGAAUGUCGUUCAUUCUGAGAAUCAAGAGCGGUUAAAAACCUUCAUAUUGCAAAUUUCACAGCUUGUUUUAGUAAGUCCAGUAGCCUACGUGUAGCCGCACCCUCCACCCGACAGAGGAACCGUUAGUAAGUCCAGUUGACUGAAAAAACUAUUAUGAGCUUCCGGCUUCUCCAGACUGAUUUUGAAGCCCGAUAUUAUCCACGUCCGGUGUAAAUGAGGUGGCUAAUACAGACUUGGUUUAACAAAAGACUUUCCCACAUUAGUCUUCGGAAAUAAGUUGACUUUUACAAAAAAUUUAUAAUUCCUAAAACGCUUCACACAUGACACUAUAAAUUUCUUUAAUAAUUAACGUCAACAUUCUAAAGAGACAAGAAAAAAGAAGAUGACUGAUUAGUACAAGCGGUGGGCGUUAGUUUAUCACAAAUCCAAAAGAGUUGUUGUUUGAUCACGUCAAACUAAUAAUGUACACCAUCAAAUAUGAAUUUCAAGGUCUGACCACCAAGUAUUCCAAUGUAUUAAGUACAUACACCUGUUAGUAUAAGUAAACUGGCAUAAAAUUCGUGAUGUGUUUCAUGUUAGCCUCAGUCAAUCCAGCACCGAACCGCCUUAGCUGGCCGGCCUAAUCACCAAAAGUUGUCAAAUAAUGACGAUCCGGUAGAUGGCGAUUUAAGUGGCAUUGUGAGGAAAGCAUUAAUAACAUUUGUGGUGAAAAUACACUCACAAAGGUUUCUUUAAACAACCGAGGCAUUUUUGUUGAUUUUUUCCUUCGAUCAACAGAGUCUAGAAAAGGUCAACACGCACACUGCACGUGUUUUGCUUUCCCGCCAAUUUUUCAUUCGCGCGCUUUUCUUAAGGAACAUUUCCGACAUUUUCAUGAUUAAUUUACAUUAAUAGAAGGACUUAAAAUUGCACUUAUUUACGUAAAAAAAAUAAGAAGCAAACGAACAAGUGUGAAGAAAACAUCGCCUUUUGUUUUAAAUCCCAUAAUUGAUGCAAAGCUUCCUUUUUUUAGAUCAAAGGUCACAUUUACGAUGUUUGAUUGAAUAGAAGCGUAGAUCCUGUGAGUGUUGGAUUCAAUGACUGACAUAGCUCACAUUCCACUUAAUCGUAGUUAAAGACGCUAACUCGAUCUCGUAUUUCGCCCUUCCUGUGCCGUGUUUUUCUCGCUCUUGCUGCUGAACGAUCCUGAUCCAAAUCACGUCUCUUACAAGAUAUAACGGACGAGAAUUGUAGUCACAUCAAAGUCAUCUUGAGCACGGUGAAAAGAGAAUAUUCAGUUGUAUGAUUGAUUGCGUUAUCGUAGCUGUUUUCGACUCCCGGCAAACAUAAAACGCGACAUCAACAUUAUGGCUAAUCAACUAGGUAAACUGCUCACAAAUUUCGAUGUUCAACGUAUUUUUAAACAAACCCGCGGAGACUCGAUCUGUAGCUGUGUCGUUUUUCUAGAUUUGUUUUUGUUGUAAUAUUUCUGCAUCUUGUUUCUUCAGGGCUGGAUCUACCAAAUGUUCGAGACGACAAGUCCACCGAUCUACUAAUGCAUAAAGCAAAAGAUGAUCUUGCUUAUGAACCUAAGGAAUGGAAUGGAAAAUCGAACACCGACAUCGCCCAAACUGAGACUGGCGAAGGAGGAAAAGAAAAGCGCGAAACUUGGGGUCACAAGGCGGAAUUUAUUCUAGCAACAAUCGGCUUGGCCGUCGGCUUGGGUAAUGUUUGGAGGUUUCCGUACCUGUGCCAGAAAAAUGGAGGAGGUAAGGAGGAUAGUUUAAAUCAAUUUCCUUACUGCUAAGUUUGACAAAGUGGGAGAUCGUACAGACCACCACUAGCUUCCUUAUGAAAACAACGUUCCAUGUGUUCGAAUUACGUUGAGAGAUCAGGUCGCGUCUGAGCGCUUUUCAAAGGAUCAAAUUUAUUUUUAAUCAAACUGUUAUUGAUCUUACUCGAAAUCAUUGAAAUUGAUCGAUUGAUGAUCUCCUUAAGAAAUACACUAGUAUCCACGAAAUUCGCUUGUAAAAAUUUCCCACUUAUACUGCAAAGCUAAGAACUAAUCAGAAAUUUGCAUUUAUAUGUUGACAUAGUAAGCCGUAGUAAUCUUGAAUCAAUUUUUAAUGUCGUGAGUACUGGAUCACAAUAUUUACACGGAGCGAAUGAACACGAAAUAAGUACAUGAACAUUAAUUAUUCAUACGCAACUUAACUUACUAUUUUGCAAAUUAAAAACAUUUGUAAAACUUUAUCCUAAGGAAGGCAUGGGGGCGCAAGUACGAUUCAAAUAAGUGUUGAAUCUAAUAUUCCGCCGUAUCCAUAAAAUAUUCAAUGUUACAAAUCACACAAGACUGAGCCCUACAAAUUAACAAAAUCAAUGGCCAAUCAAAAUACAAGAAAUAAAAAAAUAAAUAGAUAAAUAACUAAAUAAAUAAAUAAAUAAAUAAGAAUAUAACAAUAUUCAUUUAGUGAGUUAUUGUGUGACCCACGAACAUUAAGUAAUGGUCCGCGUAAGAACUAGGCAGGCAGAACGCAAAAUCGAUUAAAAGGUGUUAACUUUUAAUUUUUAAUUGCAAUUAAAUGGUGCGUUCUGAUUGGCUGAAAUCAAAAUCAAAAUACAAGAAAUAAAAAAAUAAAUAGAUAAAUAAAUAAAUAAAUAAAUAAAUAAGAAUAUAACAAUAUUCAUUUAGUGAGUUAUUGUGUGACCCACGAACAUUAACUUUCGUGUACGUUACAGUUCAAUUUCCGUUUAGUUUCAUUCAUUUUUGCAACUAGCUUCAUUUUUGUAAGACUGGUUUCAUUGUUCAAAGCUACAGUGACAUCCCAGGGAAUGAAAAUCAAAACUUUUUUUUCAGGAGCCAAUUUGAAUUGGCUGUCUGAAUCCUUAAACGUUUAUCACCUGGUUUUCUGAAAUCAAUUAAAAGUAGCUUUAUUCCGUCAUGUUUUUUUAAAGAGGUUUAUUGACAUAUUUUAAGUAAUUUACAAUGUCUUCAAGUCGUUCUGGCCAACUUUUUUUUAUAGACGAUAUCAACCAAUACUCAAUCAUCUUUUACCUUAUGAUCAGACCUUAUUUCCGUCACUGGCCCUUGCUACAGGAAAUCUGCUAUUUUACCCUAACGGGUUUCGUAACGCUAAUCAUUUCAAAUUGUUUUAAGGCCAAUUAGGGAUGUAGCUAAGGAAAAGUUAUCUUCAAGCCGACUUUUUACUUAACUGCACUUUGAAAAUCACCCCAUGUCUUUGUAUUUGAGAGCGACAAUUUUAUUGAACCGGUGGUAACCUCUCUUUAGGCAGUUUUUAGCUACAUCCCUGACUAGUGUGUUCAACAAUUUAGAACACUUAUCCAUUUAAUAACUUUCAAUACAUUUAUUUACCCUGCAAAAUACCUUUAUUCUCUUGUACGCUUUUAUUUCACUGUUAGUUGUAUUAUUUUGAUAACCGUGAGCAUUUGGUUAGGACAAUAAAAAGGUCCUAUAAAUUCAGUUUUCUUUACUGUAAAAAGAAUGAUCAAUUUUAUCAAUCAAAAUUCCAUGUCCUGAUUUUAAAAAAAUGGCAGUGCAUAAAUAGUUCUCUUGACUUGCAUUUCUCAUCUCUUUUCUUCAAGCUGACUCAAUAAUUAUUUACGACAAACUAUAACUUUGACUCAUUAUUCUUGCUAUUGCUACUGUCUUAAACUCAUUAUAACAAAGUCUUGAAGUCUUGAGAAUCUUACCCAUAGUGCAAAUGAUGUUAAUGAUAUGUUUUUCUCAAUCUUUAUAAACUAUAUUAUUUUUCUAAUUUAACCCUUUUUAAAAAAUGUUUUCUAAUGAGUUUUAAGAACCCUAUAGCGUCAUCAAAUUUCACAUUUGGUUUUUUGGCUGCUCAACAGGUGCUUUUCUUAUUCCGUAUGUAAUCUUCAUGGUGAUAGAAGGGUUACCACUCUUCUUUCUGGAGCUAAGUAUUGGUCAACGAAUGAGAAAGAGUGCCAUACGAUGCUGGCAAGAUGUUCACCCUGCCUUGUUUGGAAUUGGUGUGGCAUGUCUAAUGGUUUCUCUUAUGCUGUGUUUGUACUAUGUAAUUGUAAUAGCAUGGUGUUGUUAUUACUUUUUUAUCUCAUUUACCAACUCACUGCCAUGGGAGCACGACAAGCUGUGUCCUGGCUAUAACACUUUCAAGGCUCUAGAGAGAGAGGUUGAGGCUUGCAAAUUAAACACCACAUGUUUUGCAACAAACUACACAACAUUGAAGAUGAACUACGACACGUUCCCUGACUGCUGCGUGAGAGAUCCACCACAAUACUAUUUCUAUCACCAUGCACUGCAGAUCUCAACAGACAUUGAAGCAAGUGGUGUUGGAUUGAAUGGUAAACUUGUUGGAUGUCUUGUGUUUGCCUGGAUUAUCACAUAUCUUUGUGUGGUCAAAGGAAUUAAAUCAAGUGGAAAGGUAUUGUUUAAUGACAGUUAAGCUGGGGGUAAAUGGUCAUGAUAGUUAAAUAAAGUUUCAAACAUCACCAACCUUUGGCCAGAACUAUAAUAUCAACUAAGGGCGGCCAUCUUGAUUUUCACAUGUACCGAGGGUACGGGCGUCGGGGAUUAUAGCUCUAGGGGGAGAGGGGCGAGAAAAAAAAUUGUUUCUCACCUCCUCCCAAACCGUUCCCCGCCCCCUAAGUAGAUUUGAUACUCUUCCCCAGGUUAGACUCGGUACAACUGAAAAUCAAAAUGGCCACCAUUAAUGGUAGGAUGUGCUCGAUCUCGACGAUCUCACGGAAAAAUAGGAGACUGUGAACAGUCUAACGGGUCUGAGAAAGAAACAUUAAGGAAUUAUGCUUGGUAUUCAUAACCUGACAAACCAAUUUGGCCACCAACCACAAAUGUGGUGUGAGAUUUAUGAAUUGUUAUCUUAAAUUACUGGAUACAACAUUAUAUGCUCUUUAAAUACUGAGACAUUGAAAUUCUGUCUUACCAACAGGUUGUGUACUUCACUGCUACCUUUCCAUAUGUUAUUCUGAUCAUCUUGUUCUUCAGAGGUGUUACCUUGGAAGGAGCGGGAAAGGGUGUCAAGGCUUUUUUCAACCCCAAUGUAAGCACUUAGCUCUAGCAAAUAAAUCUUUCCUACUGAUCACAAAUGGUAUCAACAAAAUUGUGGGUCACGUGGUCUGGAAAUCAUGGUCGUUCUCCUGGUCUUCUUCGAGUCACUGAUUUUAGACCUUUCUACAGUGAAAUGUUAAAUUGAUAAGCAAGAUUUUGGCCCAUCAUAUUUUACCCUUUACCCCACCUUUUGCUCUUGUGUAUAAAGCUACACCCUUCAAAACUCUCCUUUAUUGUCCUUGGACACUUCAUUUAAAGAAACUGAAGAGAAUCAGGUGAAAAAUCAAGACAACCCACCAAUGCCAUUUCUAGGUUUAUUUUGAUGAUUUCUGUUUGACAAACCAGUGAUAACUGUAGUAACAGGAGAAAUUUGAUUCUGAUCAUUCGUAGCGCUUUUAAGUGUUAAUACCCGUCCUAUUAAAUUAUAAUGUAUUGCAGUGGGAGCUGCUGAAGAACGCUGAUAUUUGGAAGGAUGCUGCCACACAGAUGUUCUUUACUCUCAGCCUGGGUUUUGGUGCCCUAAUUGCAUUUGCCAGCUACAUGCCUAUUCAUAAUCAAGUAAUGCGAGAUGCUUACACUGUGGUAUUUGUCAACUGUGGCACAUCACUAUUUGCUGGCAUUGUGGUGUUUUCUAUUCUGGGAUACCGAGAACAUAUAACAGGAAUCCCAGUCACUGAGGUAAGAAUUCUUCCAUGAAAAUUACUUAGCAGGCAUCCCGGCCUUUUAAGUGGGCAUUUGUUGCACUCAUCAACACUAAGCAACCUUAUGCAGAUUAUUAUUGAGUCAUAUUUUUCACCAACAGGUUGGAUCAGGUCCAGGCCUUGCAUUCAUGACAUUUUCUGAUGCCAUUCUGCUAAUGGAUGUGUCUCCACUCUGGGCCAUUCUUUUCUUCCUGAUGUUGAUUCUCCUUGGAAUUGACAGUGAGUUUGGAACCCUGGAAGCAGCCAUUGGGCCAUUGAUGGAGUUAAAGAUCUUCCCUAACAUGAGGAAGGAAUUGUUGACGCUCCUUGUUGCUGUUAUCCUGUUCCUCGUUGGCUUGUGCAUGGUUUCUGGCCCUGGUUUUUACAUCUUUCAAAUGUUUGAUGACUAUUCUGUUACCAUUCCAUUGUUGGUUAUUGCCUUGUUCCAGUGUAUUGGAGUAGCAUGGGUUUACGGAAAUGACAGGUAUGAGACUAAGUUAGUGUACAACAACGUGAAAUACACAUAAGCAAAAGUUCCAAAUAGUCACGAACAAGAAUUCUGAUGGAUAAAAGUAAGGUGCAUUUAAGGACCAAACACUCUUUCAUUGAACUCUUUGUGUGAUCUAAAUCAACAGAUUUGCUGACGACAUUGAAUUCAUGACAGGAAAACGACCAUGGAUCGGCUGGAUGAUCUGUUGGAAGUACAUCUCUCCAACUGCUUUGUUUGUUGUUCUCGUUGCUCUUGUUGCUCAACAGAGCCAAAGUGCUCCCCAGUAUUCCAAAUUUGUUGGAUGUAAACAGGUAAAUGGUCAUUUUCUAGUAUAUUCACUAAAUUACGCCAAAAUAUUCAGCUCUAUUUCUUGAGGAAAACUAUUGAAACCAAUUGAAUAAAAAAUAUUUUAAACAAUGCUUGUCUUAUAAUCUUUUAAUGUCCUGUACAGGUCAAGAGUUUGCAUGCUGUAAUAUAUAGUUUGAAACCUUUAACCACGUUCCCUUAAUUAUGGUGCUCUGCCUUUCUGAAAAACCUUUCUCAUAAUACUUGUUACUACAUAAUUGUUAUUCCAUGCAUUUUGAAGUUAAUGGUACAUUAGAAAAACUGGUAAUUUUGUGGUGAAUACAAAGAAAAAAUGCACACAUGUAUCUCAAAUUAGAGGAAUCGCACUAUUAAAUUCUUUGCUUUAAAUAUGUGGCAGGAAGUUAAGCAUUCUUUCUCUUUCUCAGGAUCCAUACAGUGGUAAUGGCUCCGAUACCUGGACAAUGAAAACUGACUAUCCUGGAUGGGCAGUAUUUAUAGUUGUUCUCAUUGUCCUUGCUUCCACUCUUCCUAUCCUGAUAUGGCUGAUCAAGGACUGGCCAAAGAACUGGCGCACAAGUUUUCAUAAAACAUUCUGCACUGGUGUCAAUAAUUACCUCCCUGAUCCAAAGAAGGAAGACACUCCACAGAAGGCAGCAGCCACCAACUAUGGGGUUGAUGGAGGCCGCAUCUAAACUGUUUAUAACACCUACAGCUGCUACACUCAUUUGUUGCAAAAGUACAUGCAGGAAUAAUAAUUAUGAGGUUACCAUAAAAUUUCACCAGGACUUACAGUAUAUACUUCUCAAUGGCCUGAGUGGAGUAUUAUGGGAGGAAUUUUUGAGUUUAAAGGAGUUAUGCCCAUGGUCUUCAUUCAAGGCACCAAAACUAGUUUUAGUGAUUUUUGCAAACCUAUUGCACCCAAAACUACUUGGCUAAUGAAUGUAAACAUUAGGAUUUUAGCUGUUGUUUGAAAGUAGCACAUUAUUGCAACACCUUUUCUUAAACACUAUGAACUAUUGUCACUUAAUUAAAACAACAUAACUUUGCACAAUCAAGGUUCCCACAUGAAACCUGGACCUUUGAAAUUUCUUUUUAUUUUGACAAGAGCUAGACAACAGAAAAUGCUGAGCAAAAGUUUUUCUGGCUUGUAAUUUCAUGACAAUUGCAAUUCAUUAAGGAUUUAGGAGCACGAGUUAUAUGUAAUAAUCUAGGAAGAUCAGCCUUCAAGUCUUUCACCUUCAUUUCCUAAACGUUGUUACUAGUACACAAAACGUAGGAAAAGGAAAAACAAGCUUGAUUAAGUGCACACAAUUUAUUUUCUGUACCACAAACAACAAGUCAUCAAUUUUACAAAGUUUCAGAUUCUUGAACACCAUGAAAUGUUGGAUUUUAAAUUUUUGUUUCUGUGAAAGUCACAUGUUGACACACUAACAGUUUCCUGGUUCAUGGUGUCUGUUAAAAUAUUGCUUUUCUUUAGCUUGCCUACCAGGACCUGGAAAAAAGCUACGUGCAUAAUUUUUUGUGGUAUUUAUGGUUUAAUCAAAUUGAUUAAUUUUGCACAAAAUACAACAGCUCUCCCAUGGGAUUUCAUGGCGUAACAGAACCAUUACCUGUAGGGUUAUUAUUAAUGUUGAUUUGUCUACACUCAUUUGAAGACUGUCAUCACAGACAGCUAAACUUAUGGUGUAUAAGAAAGUGGUAGAAUAACUUGAGUUGGGUCAUGCUUAUGGUGCUUAAGUGGGUCAUGCUUAUGGUGGCUGGAGGAAAUCACCAGCACUCUGGCCCUUAGAGACAGCCCUGGGCCUUAACUGUUUAAUAAGCCUGUAGUGUUAGUCAAACAAAUUCAGAAUUAGCACAAGGCAUUUUGCCUUAUCAGAAACCACUAUGUAUAUGUUGUAGAUAAUUUUUUGUCUCAGUUAAUUUUGUUUUCUAACUAGUUAAUUUUUUUCUAACUAGUUAGUUUUUUUCUAGCUAGUUUAUUUUUUUCUAACUAGGUAAAAAAUAAUUUAACUAGUUACAUUUUUUUUGGCUGGUUGAUUUUUGUCUUUGCAACAAAUUAUUUUUAUAAAACCUGUUAUUUCCUUUUUAAUGUGGUUACCAAACAGCAACACUGGGGUAGGUUUUCAGUCAAUAACUGCCACCUACUGUAAUCUACUGGACCUUUUCUUUGACAGAUUUUGCCUUCAAAAUGAUGCCUCAGUAUUUUAAGAAAUAAAUCAAUGAUCAAGUAUAACACCUCACUCUGGGCACUAGCUUGUACCAAAGCUCAUCUUUUGAACUUGUCAGCAUUUCAAAUAUUACACCGAGGGUAGUAAAAUAAUGCCCCUUAGGGCUUAACAAAUCUCAGUGUAAUGCUGAUUUUCAGAGCAUCUGACCUCAUGGCGGCCAUGCUCGUGGUCAAGAACAAAAACAUUUACUUUAGUACGAACUUUACUCUUUUUUCAUGCAAAUUGUGCAAAAACGUUUUGUAAAUUGUUUUGUCCACCAACAUUGUCACUGGGUUGAAAACCAGCAAUGGAUACAUUCCUGGCCGGGGAACAUCCUCCCGCCCAGCAUCCCUGUAUAUUUGAUUGGGGUAUAAACAACUAACCAGCAUCAUUCAUGCUCUUUAUUCACAAAUAGACAAAUUUACAGCCAAGAUCCAAGCUUGUUUCCUCGCCCUUCUACUUUGCAUUUGAUCCUAAUAAGACCUAAUAAGCUUAACAAACUCUUAGCGCACAAGUGAGCAGCUUAAGUUCUUAUGUCC